Molecule: messenger RNA, 960 nt
Organism: Elgaria multicarinata webbii
Lineage: Eukaryota; Metazoa; Chordata; Lepidosauria; Squamata; Anguidae
Product: 2-oxoglutarate receptor 1-like
Exons: 1
Coding region: 1-960 (319 amino acids)
Biological process (GO): G protein-coupled receptor signaling pathway
Cellular component (GO): plasma membrane
Molecular function (GO): G protein-coupled receptor activity
Source: RefSeq, a predicted model, not a curated record
AUGGCCAACUUCUCCUCUUUGCAAAGCCCUACGGCUACUUUUGGGAACUGCACUAAUGAAGAUGCCUCAUUUCAAAACAUCUAUACGUCCCUAAUUUAUAUUGUUCUCUUUGUGGUGUGCUUUCCUGGGAACAUUAUUGUCAUUUCCAUAUAUACCUUCAAAAUGAGGCCUUGGAAAAGCAGCACGAUCAUUAUGUUAAACUUGGCCAUUACAGACCUGCUGUACGUGUCCUGCUUUCCCUUCCUGAUCCACUACUCAAUCAAUGGAGAAAACUGGAUCUUUGGAAGGUUCAUGUGCAAGUUCAUACGAUUCAACUUUUACUUCAACACAUACAGCAGCAUCCUCUUCCUCACCUGCUUCAGCCUCUUCCGCUUUUUUGUCGUGGUCUACCCAAUGACUUCCUUUUCCAUUCAGAAACGGCAAUGGGCCAUUGCAGCCUGCAUCGCAGUUUGGGUCAUUUCGCUCUUGGCUGUCAGCCCAAUGAUCUACCUGGUCACCACAAAGCCAAUCUCUGAUCGACUGAUCUGCAUGGACCUUACUAAUACGGAAGACCUGAAUUCCGCAAGGUGGUUUAACUGGCUUCUCACAAUAUUUGCCUUCGUCUUGCCUUUGGGAACGGUGACUCUGUGUUACGCUGUGAUUAUCUACACGUUGGCAAGGGGGCCUCACACCGGCACUGCUCACAAGCAGAAGGCACGCACACUUGCCAUAGUCCUCCUGACCGUCUUUUACGUGUGUUUCUUGCCUUUUCACAUCUUCAGAGGCAUUCGUAUUGAGUUACAGCUACACCCAGUUCACUGUGACGUAAUGCUGCAGGUCCGGGAUAUUUUUACAGUGACUAAAUCCUUAGCCGCACUAAAUACCUUCGGCAAUUUAAUCCUUUACGUUGUUCUAGGAGAUAACUUCCAGCAGGCUAUUCUUUCUGUUUUUAAACGGAUCCUAAAAACAAAUAAGAAAUAG